This is a messenger RNA of Klebsormidium nitens, 1380 nucleotides long. The record is from the annotation of a GenBank genome assembly. NCBI's taxonomy places the organism in Eukaryota, Viridiplantae, Streptophyta, Klebsormidiophyceae, Klebsormidiales, Klebsormidiaceae.
AUGCUUGAGGGAAAAGGAAGCUACAUUUACUGGCGUGUGGCGUGUGUUCCAAGAAGCUGCAACAUGGAUAUCUUCAAGCUGAACCCGUUUGCAGUGAAACCCAAGCCGUGCUGGGCGCUCUCCAUUCCACUAUCUCUGGUGCUAACCACGGCGGUGGGCCUUGGGACAGCCUUUUUCAUUAUUGCUAACUUAACCCUUCUUACCGAGCCCACGGUAACCGAGAAAAUCAAGGCGGCCGCGCCGCCAUUACCGUUCAUCUACUUGUGCCCCAGCAAGCGGCCGUACACAAUGUCAGGACCAAUCUACGUGGGCUGCGGAGAUAACAUCUCCGAUACUGCAUACCCCCUGCAAAGAACUCCCGACGGCAUCAGCACCCGCGCCGGGGGGCUGUGCACCCUCCAGCAGCUUGUGACGAUCAAGAUAAUGGACCGGGACGUGGGCGGCCCGGUUGACACUCAGUGCGUGGUGUUCCAGCACAUCGUAGCGAACAAGGACAUCCCCUGGAAGACGCAGGUUUACAUGAUGCUCUCGCGUAACCAAUUUACGGCAGGGCUCUCGACGACGACUCUCGACACCGUUCCAAUGGGUUUAAACGCCUACCUCUCGGUUUACGGCCCUGGCAACAUUAACGACACCUUCAGCCUGGAAGCGAAUCAGGGUUUCCUGCGAAACGUGGUCGAGAUAAACAAGGUCAACGGCCUGCAGAAGUACGAGGAGGGCGCAUUCUUCCUCCCGGUUUCGGUGCUGUCCGCGUUCAAGGUGCAGAAGAUCAGCCGCAUCUUCCAGGUGCAUUCGGCGCGGUCGCUAAGAACCUUCGCCAAGGGAAGCAAGCCGAAGCUUAUUGGGCUCACCGGCGUCGACGGUUCGACCACCGCGCCGCUGCCCAACCUAGUUAGGGCUUUUGCAGCUGCAUCUGAAAUUGUUACCACCUCUUUGCAGAUCAUCAAGUUCACCGGCGUCGACGGCUCGACCAAAGCGCCCCUGCCCAACCUAAUCAUCAGAUUCACCGGCGUCGACGGCUCGACUAACGCGCCUCUGCCCAACCUAGUUCCCGGCCUCAUCCGGCUGCACGGCGUCGCGGCCGCGGACGCGGACGACUUCGAAGCCGCGGCCGCGUCGAUCAGCAUCAGUUUCGACGAAGUUAAGUACACCGAGAUCAACCAGGUCGGGGUUAUCCUGCUGCUCGUGGGGAUCAUCCCGGUGUAUCUAGGCAUGGCGGCGAAACUGUGGGCGUGGGUCUUCGCGCCGUUUCCCAAGCCGGGCCCUGCUCCAAGCCAGCACUUUUUGGGGUACCUCCGGAAAGCCCCCGAGGAGCCGAAGAAGGACGAGGAAGCGGUGCCGGCGGGGGACGAGAUGACGGAACAGUUUAUGAAGAAGUAA